CAUCAGUUGGCGUAUGAUAACAAUAAACAACCCUGAAACAAGAGAAACGCACCAACAGGACCUGCUGCUCCAAUUCGACAGAAACGUACCGAAAAUAUGAGCCGAGACAGCUACAGACAGUUGGAGUGACGUCUCGUCAAGUAGCAGGGGACUCGCAUCGGUCCUGACGCAAAGGAUUUUCGUAUUUUUGUGUCAAGCCUAGGGGAGAACUUACGUAGAAGAAGUUACGGUCUACCCUUCCUUAGCCCCAUGUAGCUAGCUGUGGCUCAUUCCUUGUUUUUGCACACUUUGUGUUAGUCUGUUAUGCAGUUGCCAGAGGACUGUACUCGCACUCGUUCUCCUUCGCCACCUCUUUGCUCCCUCUCCCCGCUCUCUCUGGCCAUAUGUCUCGCUGGCUUUUCCCCUGGUCAGGCUCAAUCAAGAAGCGGGCCUGUCGGUACCUCUUACAGCAUUACCUCGGUCACUUUCUGCAGGAACGACUGAGCUUGGACCAGCUGGGCUUGGACCUCUACAACGGCAGCGGUGUCAUCAAGGAAAUCAACCUCGAUGUCUGGGCGGUCAAUGAGCUUUUGGAGUCUCUUGGAGCUCCUCUGGAGAUAGUGGAUGGCUUUGUGAGCAGCAUAGCAGUGACCAUCCCCUGGCAAGCUCUCCUGACUGAUCACUGUACCUUAGAAGUUUCUGGUCUUCAGAUAACAUGUCGACCCAAGUACCGGACCAGUGGGGGUUGGGACUCCCAAGGCUGGUCAUCAAGCAUGACCUCCAGCAUGCAGCUGGCUCAGGAGUGCCUGAAGGACCCCCCGGAGGCGUCCGAGGAGCCACCUGCCCAGCUGGAGGGGCUUGAGAUGUUUGCACAAACCAUUGAGACGGUCCUUCGUCGUAUUAAAGUCACCUUCAUAGACACUAUUGUUCGCAUAGAGCACCAGCCCCUGGACCUGGAAACAGGCGUUGCCUUAGAGGUGCACAUCAAACGGCUGGAAUACUUUGACGAGGCAGUGCGAGAUCCAGCCAGCCAGACUGCCGUGCCUGUCGACAUCCACCAGCCGCCCGCCUUCCUGCACAAGAUCCUCCAGCUGAGCGCGGUUCAGCUGUUUUACGACAGCACCGGCACAGUUCAGGGGCCUCAUGAAGAGCAACGUCCUGAAUCAGCCACAGCAAGUGAAGUAGAAGAGGAGGAGGAGGAGGAGGAUGAGGAGGUGGAGGUGGAGGGGGAGGACGAACAAGAAGAUGAUGAUGAUGAUGAGGAGGAGGAAGAGGAAGAAGAGGCAAAGCCCCUAACAUCCCCUCCCUGUCCUGCAUCUCAGCCACUACUCAUAGGAAGCUGCUCCGGUUUCAUUGAGACCACCGUCAAGAUCAAACAGAACGACAUGUUGCCUGGACCAAAGUUGGAGUUGGAUGGGAAGGUGGGCUGUGUCCACUUGCUGCUGUCUCCAGAUCAAAUAACCCAUCUGACAGACCUGCUGGCAGCCCUUUGCAUAGACACUGAGACAGAGACUAAGUGUGGUGGAGCAUUCAGUCGUCCGUUAGACUCAGACGACCUGCGUUUGAUUGAGGAGGACCUCGGUAAGCAGUUAGGCUCCAGUCCCAGAGACGAGGAUUGGGAUACUGAGCCCGACCUAGAGCCCUACAUUACUGGCCUGGAGAAUGGAGAAAUGUUUUUCUCCAUGGGUCCCACUGGAAUGAUCAGUAGCAUGACAUCUGUGCGCUCUGGCAGCGAGUUGUCAGACAGUGAUAUGGAGUCCUCCACACACAGUUUGGCUAGCUUCACACAGCCUGCACCAUUGUCUGCACAGGGCAUGAUGAACUGUCCCAGGAGGUAUCCUGCAGGCAGUUUGUCGAGUCUACCACAGGCAAGGGGCCGGACCAGAGGACGCUCGCACAGCGGCCAGGCAGAGCAGCUGAAGCCCGAUGCUUUGUUGCGUCUGACUCUCGGUGGGCUCACCCUAACCCUGCUGCAGGAGGACCCACCCUCUAAGCCAGACGGAGCCUCGUCAUUGGCUCAGGUGUCUCAGAUGUUCUUCCAGGAGCUGGCCUUCUUCAAAGACAGCAUGUUUAGUGAGAGGGACUUCCACCAUCUGAGAGGCGGCUUUGCCAAGGCCUGCCCACACUCCCAUCUCAGAGUGACAGGAGCAGCAGUGCAGGUUGCUUGUGAGAUGCGGAGCGGGACACGCCACAGUCGGGCCAUGACCUCGGACCUUUCCUUCAGCAGAUUGGAGCUGUUAGAGUGCCUCUGGGAGGACGGAAAGCCUCAGUACAGCGAGUUGCUUCAGUUCCAGAAAGCUGGUCUGUUCACAGUUGGAGCUGCAGCCAGACCGUGUGCCCAACUACACUACGGCCUCACUGAAAAACACCUGCGUAGAGGUAAACAGCGGGUGGUGCGGCGGGACAGUGUAGUGUGGGUGGAGCUGGCAGAGCUGAGCGCCGAGCUGGACCUGGACAUCAUCAGUCGCCUGGGGAACCUGAGCAAGGCCUUCAGCCACUGUCCCACACAGACUGCCGGACCUGGACUCAUGCAGACCCAGAGCAGCGAGCUGUGCUCCUCCUUCACCCUUCUCUCCCCCCACGCCAUCCUCAGGCUUCGUUUCCCCAUACCCGACCUGCGGCCUCUCCCUAAGCGUCGACCUCCGACCCAGAGGGCAGUGCGGCAGGAGACCCUGGUGCUGGAGCUGACGGAGCUAGAGCUGAAGCACCAGGAGGCCCCGGACCUCCAGGCCGAGCAGACUGCCCCGGGACAGCCGUGGGCUCCCUGCCUCACCCAGCUGCUGGAGGCCUCCUUCUCCGACCUGCACGGGUCAUACGAGGGCUGGGAGGGCGGCUCUUUCCCCUGUAUCAGAGUGAAGAAGAACCGUGACUCUCCGCCGAGGAUAUCAGUACGUGUGCGUGGAGGUGAGACUCAGGGCCCGGCAGCAGGUCUGGGUGGGAUGAACCUCAUCAGGGACCUGGGGGCUGCCUUCUUUGAAAGUCACUGUGAACUCAACGACAAAACCAGCUCCCCAUUUUCCUCCAACCGCACCAUGUUUGAGACUGAGGAGAUGGUGAUUCCAGCCGACCCCGAGGAGAUGCGUCAGUUUCAGGCGCAGUGUGUCGCUCAGUGUCAGUGUGCGGUGGACAUCAACCUGCCGCUGGCCUACAUCCUCCUGCCCAGCAAACAGGCCUUCCAGAGCUUCUACAACAGGAUCAAUAAUGAUCUGUUGAUGUGGGAGCCUCCUCCCCCCUCAGCCCACAGCCCCGACCACAGCCGUCAUCACCACGAUGAGUUCCAGCUCUGCAAGUCGGCCUUUAGACUGGACUCUGAUUCAGAAGAGGACGACCCUCAGUUCUACUUGGCCAGUGAUUCAUCUGGAAAGACACAACAGUCAGCUCCCCGGCCCAACCACAACCUCAGCCUCCUCUCCCUCACUGUGAUUAUCGGCAAAGGUCGUCUCCAAGCCAGAACAGACAAGAAGGAGGACCAGAGUCAUGGGGAAAUUGUGCUUGACCUGGAAGGGGGGAAGAUAUUCAGUGUGGCACAGCACCAGAACGACCCCAAUCUCAAUUUCCUGUGUCUAGAGAGCAGACGAGUGGAACUCUACCAUCGAGCGGUGGUGAAAGACACCCCUAUCCCACAGCGGUUGGAGAUGCCCAACUUCACUCCCCCAAAACACUUGGACCCUACCAUUUACCCCACAGAGGUGGGUGUGAGCAGUGUUGGUGGCAAAGAGGGGGAGUUACAGAUGUUGUCCACAGCCAUCAAAAUCACACUGGACCCACAGAGGAGUGUUAAGGAGUUCCUAGUUGCCCUUCGACUUCAAGGUGCCACCAUGCGACAUUACGUGACGCAGACUAAUCACAGCUGGCAUGAGCAGCUGGUUGACUUCCUGGAUGUCAUUGAUGAUCCCAUUCUGGGAUACACAGCACCUGCCGUCAUCACUGUCCUCCACACACACCUCGCUACCUGUGCCGUCGACUACAGACCUCUGUAUCUGCCACUGCGCAUGUUGUUCACAGCAGAGUCCUUCUCUCUGUCCAGUAAUAUCAUUGUUGACACUGCCACCUUCCACCUCAGAUUCAUCCUGGAUGACUCUGCUCUCUACCUCUCUGACAAAUGUGAGAGCGACACAGUGGACUUGAGGAGAGACUAUGUUUGUGUUCUGGACAUUGACCUGCUGGAGCUCGCCAUCACCACCUGGAAAGGCAGCGAUACGGGCAAGCUGUCUCAGCCUCUCUUUGAGCUCCGUUGCUCCAACAAUGUGGUUCACCUUCAUACCUGUGCUGAUUCCUGCGCUGCCCUGGUCAAUCUGCUGCAGUACCUGGUCUCCCAGGGUGACCUGCACCCUCCACCACGACACACCUCACCCACCGAAAUCGCUGGUCAGAAAUUACCACUGUCAGAAAGUCCUGCGUCAGUGCUUCCCUGCCCUCCAGCUGAAACCGCUGAGAUCAACCAGUAUGACCUGGCUGAUGCCUUAAUUGACACAGAGAAGAGCCACCAAGAAGAGAGUUUAGAUCCAGGUUCACCCUCCAUGCCGAGGGGCUCGCCUGUCUCCGUAUACCUGUUUCCAGGUGAAGCUCAGAAGCGCAGCCCCUCCGUCCUGCAGGGUGAGGACUCUGAGCUUGAUGGACUGGUUGCCACAGCAAUGGAGGCACAGGCAGAUAUGAUGUCAGAGGAAGGCUCCGAGGGCUCCAGCGAAAAUGACGACUUUUGCAUCUUGGAGGCUCCCGGGAUGGGCAUUUCUCCCAGGGACGGGGAGCCUGUGGUGACAGUGUUGUCUCAGGGCCCCAUCAGGGUGAAGGAGAGUCACUUCUCCAGGCCACGAGGCAGCUCAGACCUGCUCAGAGCCCCCAGCCGUUUCCCGGUGCCCCAGAGCAGGGUGGUGCUGCGGGAGAUCUCUGUGGUCUGGCAUCUCUACGGGGGCAAGGACUUUGGCAGUAAGCCCAUGUCCAUACAUGCCCAGCACACAAACAGAGGUCGUUCCGUCCCCACUGGUGUUCGUGGGUCCCCGUCUCGCACUGUCGCUCCCUCUCGUCCCCAGAACUCCUGGCGCUGGGCCGGAGGCAGCGGUCGUCAGCACGCACUGCUGAUGGAGAUCCAGCUCACCAAGGUGUCCUUCCAGCAUGAGUCCUACUCGGUGGCAGCAGCUGGGCAGGAUGGGGAAGGGUCAGUGGCGGUCGGGGUUGGUCCCGGUGGCGAGCAGCCACUCUCCAGGCAGGUGUUCAUUGUCCAGGAGCUGGAGGUUCGAGACCGACUGGCCUCCUCACAAAUCAACAAAUUCCUCUACCUCUACACCAGCGAGAGCAUGCCUCGCCGAGCCCACUCCAACAUGGUGAGACAGCAGACAGGGAGGACAGACAGACAGACAGAGGGAGUUUUUAAUUUAUAAACUACUGAACUUACA
Molecule: messenger RNA, 5372 nt
Organism: Perca fluviatilis (European perch)
Lineage: Eukaryota; Metazoa; Chordata; Actinopteri; Perciformes; Percidae
Gene: atg2a
Product: autophagy related 2A
Exons: 33
Coding region: 384-5357 (1657 amino acids)
Biological process (GO): autophagosome assembly; piecemeal microautophagy of the nucleus; autophagy of mitochondrion
Cellular component (GO): extrinsic component of membrane; phagophore assembly site
Molecular function (GO): phosphatidylinositol-3-phosphate binding
Source: RefSeq, a predicted model, not a curated record